Molecule: messenger RNA, 3164 nt
Organism: Alligator mississippiensis (American alligator)
Lineage: Eukaryota; Metazoa; Chordata; Crocodylia; Alligatoridae
Gene: WDR24
Product: WD repeat domain 24
Biological process (GO): positive regulation of TOR signaling
Molecular function (GO): protein binding
Source: RefSeq, a predicted model, not a curated record
AGCAGCUUUGGUGGCCUUGGCCCAGGCUAGGCCUUCCCCUGCGCGGGCCACGGGGUGGCGGCGCGGGGCAGCAGGCAGGCGGCCCUGACGCUCCCGGCUGCACGGGGGUGGUGGAGACGAGCGCAGCCCAGGGCCGGCUCGGGCCACACCUGCAGCCCCGGCACCCGUCUGGCAAGCGCCUCCACAGGCCCCGCCCGUGCGCUCCCCGGGCCGGCGCAGGGGAAGGGGCGGCGCGGCGGGAGGCGCUUCCGCGGGCAGGAGCCGCCGGCCCGGGCUGCAGCUGCGCCUCGCGGGAGGUCCGGCUCGGCCUGGGGCGGGGAUCGGCGCGGCCUCCCCGCUGACGGGCUCUGGGCGGGCGGACCCGGGAGCCUCCGGGGCGGCGGCCGGGCCUGGGCGGGAGCGUGGCGCUGAAGGAGGCGGGUGAGGAAGCGGCGCCGGGGGCCGCCCGGGCCCGGGGAACAGGAGCGCGGCUGCGGGCCCGGCCCGAGGAGGCGGAGCCGCGGAUGAGCAGGGGCGGCGGGCGAGGGCCGCGGGAGGGCGCCAGCCAUGGAGAAGAUGGCCAGGGUCACCACGGCCCUGGGCGGCAACGCCAUCACGGGCCGCACCAUGUUCUGCCACCUGGACGCGCCCGCCAACGCCAUCAGCGUGUGCCGCGACGCCGCCCAGGUGGUGGUGGCCGGCCGCAACAUCUUCAAGAUCUACGCCAUCGAGGAGGAGCAGUUUGUGGAGAAGCUCAACCUGCGCGUGGGCCGCAAGCCAUCCCUCAACUUCAGCUGCGCUGAUGUGGUCUGGCACCAGAUGGACGAGAACCUGCUGGCCACGGCCGCCACCAACGGCGUGGUGGUCACCUGGAACCUGGGCAAGCCCUCCCGCAACAAGCAGGACCAGCUGUUCACCGAGCACAAGCGGACGGUUAACAAGGUCUGCUUCCACCCCACCGAGGUGUACAUGCUGUUGAGCGGCUCCCAGGACGGCUACAUGAAGUGCUUCGACCUGCGCAAGAAGGACUCGGUCAGCACCUUCUCUGGCCAGUCAGAAAGCGUGCGUGAUGUGCAAUUCAGCAUCCGGGAUUACUUCACCUUCGCAGCCACCUUUGAGAAUGGGAAUGUGCAGCUGUGGGACAUCCGGCGGCCAGACCGCUAUGAGAGGAUGUUCACUGCUCACAAUGGGCCAGUCUUCUGCUGUGACUGGCAUCCUGAGGACAGGGGCUGGCUGGCAACAGGAGGACGAGAUAAGAUGGUGAAGGUCUGGGACAUGAAUACCAACCGGGCCAAAGAGAUCUACUGUGUACAGACCAUAGCUUCUGUGGCAAGAGUGAAGUGGCGGCCUGAGUGCAAACACCACAUUGCCACAUGUUCCAUGAUGGUGGACCACAACAUAUACGUGUGGGAUGUGCGGCGCCCCUUCAUCCCCUCUGCCAUGUUUGAAGAGCACAAGGAUGUUACCACAGGCAUUGUAUGGCGCCACCUCCAUGACCCCUAUUUUCUCCUCUCUGGCUCCAAGGACAGUACCCUCUACCAGCACAUCUUCAAGGAUGCCAGCCAGCCCAUUGACAGGGCCAACCCUGAGGGGCUGUGCUACAGCCUCUUUGGAGACCUGGCCUUUGCAGCCAAAGAGAGCCUUAUUUCCUCUGACUCCAACCGCAAGCCUUACAUUGGUGACCGACGGCACCCCAUCUUCUUUAAGCGCAAGCUGGACCCCACUGAGCAGUUUGAGUACAUCUCCUCUUCCAGUGCCCUCAGUGUCUUUGAGACAGAUGUGGAGAGCGGCAGCAUGGACUGGUUUGUGAGAACAGCCAAGCAGUACGUGCUGGCGGGGCGGCCUCUGGCAGAACUGUGUGACCACAAUGCAGCAGUAGCAAAGGAGCUUGACCGCAACCAGGUUGCUCAGACAUGGACGAUGCUCCGAAUUAUUUACUCCAGCCCUGGCACUGUGUCAUCUGCUAACCUGAAUCACAGCAUGGGCAAGGGCAGCGCCAGCCUCCCACUCAUGAACAGCUCCUUCUCCUUCCUUCUUUCCCUGGAUUAUCUAGACAAUGAGGAGACUGAGGGCAGUGACGUCCCUGCAGACUAUCUUCUGGGGGAUGUGGAGGGAGAUGAGGAUGAGCUGUACAUGAUGGACCAUGAGAAUCCCCAUGCUGAGGAGCAGGAGUACAUCCUACCCCAGGAGGCCUUUCCUCUGCGUCAUGAGAUUGUGGACAACCCCUCUGCCCUGGACCACCUGCAGGACAAGGCUGACUCUCCUCAUGUCAGUGGCAAUGAGGCUGAGACCGUGUCCCUGACCCCUGUGGAAUCCUUCUCCCUCAUUUCCAUCUCUCACUCGCUCUAUGAGAACCGCCUGCCCCCAGACUUCUUCAGCCCCAUCGUGCGGGACAUGCUGCUUUUCUAUGCCGAGCAGGGUGAUGUGCAGAUGGCCGUGUCCGUGCUCAUUGUGCUCGGGGACCGGAUCCGGAAGGAAAUCGAUGAGCAGACCCAGGAGCACUGGUACACCUCCUACAUCGAUCUGCUGCAGCGCUUCCAGCUCUGGAACAUCUCCAAUGAGGUGAUCAAGCUGAGCACAUGCAGAGCCAUCAACUGCCUCAACCAGGCCUCCACCACCCUGCACAUCAACUGCACCAACUGCAAGCGGCCCAUGAGCAACAAGGGUUGGAUCUGUGACAGGUGUCGGCAGUGCGCCAGCAUGUGCGCCGUGUGCCACCACGUGGUGAAGGGGCUCUUUGUGUGGUGCCAGGGCUGCAGUCAUGGUGGGCACCUGCAGCACAUCAUGAAGUGGUUGGAAAGCAGCUCCCACUGUCCGGCAGGCUGCGGCCACCUCUGUGAAUACACUUGAGCCCAGGGGAUUCCCGUGUGGCUGGAUUGAAGCCAACAGAUCAACUGUGGGUGCCUCUGCUCUGGGCGUGGGUUUGGGUUUGGAGCCACAGCGUGGCUAGGCAGCAGAAGAUGCCUCUGAUGCCCGUGCAGGGUGGGGGAGCAGGAAGGGGUGAUUGCAGACAAGGUUCCUGCAUGGGCAGAAUCGCAGAGGGCCCGGACACUCCUCCCUGGCUGUUCCUUCCCCAGCAGGGUGUAAACAACUGUAGCAAAGGUGCCAACAGGCCCUUUGGCACCAGGCGCACCCGAGCCUGAGCUCCGCUCCAACUUUUAUACCGGAUUAAAGAGCAAAGCAGC